Molecule: messenger RNA, 2214 nt
Organism: Clarias gariepinus (North African catfish)
Lineage: Eukaryota; Metazoa; Chordata; Actinopteri; Siluriformes; Clariidae
Gene: snx18b
Product: sorting nexin 18b
Exons: 3
Coding region: 255-1994 (579 amino acids)
Biological process (GO): plasma membrane tubulation; endosomal transport; protein transport
Cellular component (GO): plasma membrane; cytoplasmic vesicle
Molecular function (GO): phosphatidylinositol binding; protein binding
Source: RefSeq, a predicted model, not a curated record
UGCGGACCGCAAAAGGAGUGAGGAGGAGGCAGGGGAACAACAAAACCCCGACUUUAACCCAGUCCACAAACUAACUUUAACAUCUUUAUCAUGUUAAAAUAGUGCCGUCGCUGUAAUUCCGAGGCGUUUCGGUGAAAUUUAAGGACUUGCAGAAGUUUUGAAGAACGCGACGGAACUUUGGCAGCUGCGCUUUAACCCGAAACCCCAGGAAAAAAAACACACACACUCUCACACACACACACACACUAAACACUAUGGCGCUCCGAGCGAGAGCUUUAUACGACUUCAUUUCUGAAAACCCUGGAGAGAUUUCUGUAGUGGAGAACGAGAUUUUAACUCUAUACAGUGAGGAUGUAGUGGACGGGUGGUUAGAAGGCACAAACAGCCGGGGAGAGUCGGGACUCUUCCCCGCGUCGUACGUGGAGAUCUUAAGGACUCAGGAAGGAUUUUCAGUACAAGGCAACGGGACUGCUGGAAACGUCUACAGCCCUAAGACCGGAAGUGAGUAUGCCUACCAAGUGAGAGUGGACACCUCGACUGAGUCCACCCCUCAGAGACACGCUUACCCGACAAGCCAAGGCAGCGAUGACGACUGGGACGACGACUGGGACGACAACCCGACGACGACGACCGCGACGACUCACGAUCCGAACGUCCACCAGCACAAACACCAGCCCAUUCGUGCCAACUCGGUGUCAUCACGCGGCAGCGGUGGCCAGCAGGCUCGAAGUUCAGCGACCGUUGGGAAAAACCUCAACAGGUUUUCCACCUUUGUCAAAUCAGGGGGCGAGGCGUUUGUUUUAGGUGAGGCAUCCGGACUGGUCAGGGAUUGCGAUCAGAUCUACGUGGUCAUGGGUCAGUUCGGUCCCGAGUGGCAGGAGAGCCCGAAUCCUUUCAUGUGCACUAUUGACGAUCCGACCAAACAGACCAAAUUCAAAGGUAUGAAGAGUUACAUGUCGUACGGCCUCACGCCCAGCCACACGCAAAACCCUGUGAACCGCCGCUACAAACAUUUCGACUGGCUGUACGCGCGACUCGUGGAACGCUUCCCAGUCAUCUCAGUUCCCCACCUUCCCGAAAAGCAGGCCACUGGUCGCUUCGAGGAGGAAUUUGUUUGCAAACGUAGGAAGGGCCUGAUCUGGUGGAUGAAUCACAUGACGAGCCACCCGGUUUUAUCCAGGUGCGAAGUCUUCCAGCACUUCCUGACCUGCAGCAGUAGCGACGAGAAAGCCUGGAAGCAGGGAAAGCGCAAGGCCGAGAAAGAUCACCUGGUGGGCGCCAACUUCUUCCUCACUAUCGUCCCUCCGGCCACCCCGCUCGACCUCCAAGAGGUGGAGAUUAAAGUGGAAGGCUUCAAAACGUUCUCCAAAAAGAUGGACGAGAACAUGGUGCAAGUCAACCUGACCAUCGCCGAGUUCGCCAGGAAGCAGAUGACUGGGUUUAAAAAGGAGUAUCAGAAAGUUGGACAGGCCUUUCGGUUGCUCGGGCAGGCCUUCGAACUGGACCAGCAGGUGUAUUCGGUCAAGCUGAACCAAGCGAUGGCGUUCACUGGGACCGCCUACGAGACCAUCGGGGACUACUUUGCAGAACAACCUCGUCAGGAUCUGGAUCCAGUGUCGGAUCUUUUAGCGAUUUACCAGGGACAUCUAGCAAACUUCCCAGACAUCAUCCAUGUUCAGAAAGGAGCUCUUACCAAAGCGAAGGAGAGCCAGAAGGACAAAGACGUCCCGGCGGCACACGACAUCCACGAGCGCUGCAACAUCAUCUCCUGUGCCACGCUGGCUGAGAUCCAGCACUUUCACCGCACCCGAGUACGCGACUUCAAGGCGCAGAUGCAGCACUACCUCCUGCAGCAGAUCUCCUUCUACCAGAGGAUCACUGCCAAACUGGAGGAAGCGCUGCACAUAUACACACCAACAGACUGGCACUCAAGCGCUGAGGAAUUCAGCACCACCCCUCUCAUGUUCACGGUAAAAAUAGCAAAUUGGUCAUGAAAUAAUUCACACGAACCUACAGUAACUGCAGCAUUUGUUUUGAAUGUGUGUACAGAGGUAGGUUGUGUAACGUGACAGAGAGAAGAGAGAGCAUAGAUGUACAGAGAGGAAAAUAAUGCAUUUAGAGGAAAAUAAUUACCGAUAGAGAGGUGUGAUGGUGAGUUCCUUUCACCAUCACUAUAUCAUAUCCUAUAUAUACAGUGCAUACAGAAAGGAUUCA